CUCUCAGGGAAGCACUGGAGCCCUGAAUUUUCAGUCUGGCUUGCACAUUCUGUCAGAAGCUAGUGGGAGACGGUUUUGGUUUUAAUGCAGAAAAAAGGACAAUCUUUUCCUGGUCUGUAGACUGAGUUAUUUGGGAAGAAAAUGAAGAGUACUGCCAGGCCUUGGAGUGCAAUGGCAAAGCAAGGGAGUCAUGGGGUUGACAGAGGAAAACAGCUUUCCACCACCUCAACAGGAAUGAAGACAUCAAAGUCCUCGACUUCACUUGCUUUUGAAUCUCGGCUCAGCAAGCUGAAGAGGGCAAGCAGUGAUGACAUGCUGACAAAACCAGGGGUGGCAGCAGCUUCUGGAGUCUCUAGACUGAAGAAGACCAUUACAACAGGAGCGAUUUCUGAGCUUGCUGAGAGUCGCCUGAAGCCCACCACAGGAACAGUUUCAGCUGCAAAGCGCACAGGGAUUCCAGCCCCCCGGGAAAUAUCGUCAUCUGUAUCCAGAGAGCGAGCCGUAUUGCGUGGUCAAGCCAAUGCUAGGAAAACACAACCCAGCCCCACCUCUUCUGGUACACCAACUCCUACCAAACACGUGCGCCCCACUAGCAAGUCCAAGCAAGAGAAUGAAACUGGUGACAAGGCUCUUCUGGAAUCUCAGGUUAAAGAACUCCUGGCAGAAGCAAAGACGAAAGAUUCUGAAAUUACCAAACUCCGUUGUGAGUUGAAGAAAUGCAAAGAGAAAGGAUCACUUAACGCUGAAGGAAUGGGUGCUUCCAACCAAAAUGUAGAAACAGUAUCACCUGUUGACAUAGAUCCAUUAAUACGGACCCUUCAGGAAAAAAACAGGACUUUUCAAAAAGAGCUUGCUAGCCUGGGAGAAGAAAAUCGUGUUUUGAAAGAGAAAUUGCUUUAUCUAGAGAACUCUCCCCUCUCAGACACAACAACAAGCAGUGGGGGUGACAGCAGCCUCCCAACCCCAACUACCCAAGAAUCCAGUUUUGGAAGCCCAUCACAAAAUGUGUCGAGAGGAGAAAUGGAUGAGCACAGGCAGCGUGUGAACGGGGGUGCGCUGCGCAAUUCAGGUUCUUCCAGCAGUGAUGUAACUAAAGCUUCUUUGUCACCCGAUGCAUCUGAUUUUGAACAUAUAGCAGAUGUACCUUCCAGGCCGACAUCCUCCAACAGCAACCAAUUCAAAGGUUCCAAAUGCUCCACUACAGGAAGUUCUCCAAACAAUAUUAGUGACCUUUCGGUUGCAUCUCUGACAGAGAAAAUACAAAAAAUGGAGGAGAAUCACCACAGCACAGCAGAAGAAUUACAAGCCACUUUGCAGGAGCUGUCGGAUCAACAGCAAAUGGUGCAGGAACUGACAGCAGAAAAUGAGAAGCUGGUGGAAGAGAAAGCUCUACUGGAGAAUUCCUUUCAUCAACACAGAGAUAGAGCAGAACAGCUGAGCCAAGAAAACGAAAAGUUAAUGACUCUCCUCCAGGAGCGAUCCAAAAAUGAAGAGAGCAGAGCUCAGGAGGGGAAGGUCCUUGAACUGGAACAGAAAUGCGCAGAAGUUCUUGAAAAAGCACAAUUUGAAAGAGAGAAAUUGCUCAACAUUCAGCAACAGUUAACCAGCAGCCUACGAAGCUUAGAAAGGGAGCACCAAGAUGCCCAGCAGGUGAUUAAAAGCCUGAGAGAAGAAAAUGAGAAGCUGCUUAAACUUCUAGAAGUGGAACAGCAGAGCAACAGCACGGUGACAAAAACUCUGGAGGACUGUAAAAUUGCCUUAGAGGGUCUAAAAAUUGAGAAUGGCUCUCUCAAAACUCAGCUAGAGAGUGAGAAACAAAAGGCCGCAGAAAUCAAUGCGAUGGGAUGUACUACCGACAACUCGGAGGUGCAAGAGAUGCUGAAAGUAGCCCAUGCAGAAAAGGAUCAGUUAGAAGCGUCUUGCACUGAGCUUAAACAAGAGCUGCUGAAGGCGAACAGUGAGCUGAAGCACAUUCAGGGUCUGCUCUCUAAGGCUGAGAAUGAAUGUGGUCAGCUGAAGGAGGUGUGUGACCGGCAGGCUGAGCAGCUGAGCAGAACCAGCCAGAAGCUGCAGGAAAAAACAUCAGAGAAUGAAACAGAUAUAAAAAACCUGAAAGAGACAAUUUUCGAGUUGGAGGACCAGGUGGAACAACAUCGUGCUAUAAAACUGCACAAUAACCAGCUCAUCAGCGACCUGGAAAGUAAAGCAAUGAAGCUGGAAGAACAAAAACAAGAGACAGAGAGGCAGCUGAAGGCUCUGACCAAGCAAAUGAAGGAAGAUACAGAAGAGUGGAGGCGUUUUCAAGCUGAUCUGCAGACUGCGGUGGUUGUAGCCAAUGACAUUAAGUGCGAAGCCCAGCAGGAGCUCCGUGUGGUAAAGAGGAAGCUUCAGGAGGAAGAGGAGAAGAGUUCCAGACUGCAGAAAGAGCUGGAUGAAAUGAAGGGCAGCAACAGGCUGACAGCUGAAGAGGUAGAAUCUCUAGAGGCAGAUACAACCAACCGCUGGCAAGGAGUCUGCCUUAGCAGAGCAUCACCCACACCGUCAGAAUCUGCAGCCACUGUGAAGUCACUGAUAAAAUCGUUUGACUUAGGAUGCUCAGGUAGCACUGGACAAAAUAUCACAGUUCACAAGGUCCCCAGGAGCCCUCUAAGUGGGAUUCCGGUGAGGACAGCCCCAGCAGCUGCUGUUUCCCCCAUGCAGAGACAUUCUGUUUAUAAUAAUGCCAAGCCAGCCAGCAAGAGUGUUGCCAGACACACAGAUCUUUCAGACCUUCCUCUGGCAGACCUUCUGAAGGGAAGAAAUGAAGAGCUGAAACCAGACCAUUACCUCCGCAAAAGCCCCUCCCUGGAGUCCCUGAGCAAACCCCCUGUGGCCUUCAGCAGCAGAAUGCUUACCUCUACCCCCAGCAGCUUGAAACCCCAAAGCAAACUCAGUGUGGAGAGAAAGGACCCGCUAGCAGCGUUGGCUCGGGAGUAUGGUGGUUCGAAGAGGAAUGCUCUGUUGAAAUGGUGCCAGAAGAAGACUGAAGGUUACCAGAACAUUGAUAUUACCAACUUCAGCAGCAGCUGGAGCGAUGGGCUGGCCUUCUGCGCUCUCCUGCACACGUAUUUGCCUGCACAUAUUCCGUACCAGGAGCUCAACAGCCAGGAUAAAAAGAGAAAUCUGCUGUUAGCAUUUCAAGCUGCUGAAAGUGUAGGCAUCAAACCCAGCCUGGAACUCAGUGAGAUGAUGUACACAGACCGGCCAGACUGGCAGAGUGUGAUGCAGUACGUCGCCCAGAUUUACAAGUACUUUGAGACCUGAGAUGCGGAGCAAGAGGUGGGCAGAAGUGGGGAAGAGAACAAAGAAUGCUACAGAUGCACUCGAUCACUUUAAAAAUCCGCUUGCUCCUCUUCCACAACCAACCUAAGCUUUUAGUUUGAAAGCAAGCUCUUCCAUUAUUUUGAUUACAUCUGGGACUGCAACCAAAUAAAUACCUAUCGUCCAUCUAUACAAACUGAACUCACCUGUAGUUUAUUCCCACGUGGAAAUUGCAAAGCAUUUUCAAACACGUGUGGGAUAUUUCUGAAGAGGAUCCCUUGUGCUAAACAAUGUUUGCCUCAAACCAGAUUCCAGCAACAGGAGACCUGCUACAAAAUGAAGUUCUAAAUGCGGACUAUGCUGGCACUUAAGGGAGGCUGGGAGAUUAAUAGUAAUACAAAAGCUCACAAAAAAUGCUCUUCUUGCCAAAACGUGCUUAACUCAGCCCAAAUACAUGUUAUUUUCUUGCCUCCAUAUACUUUAUAAAACAUCAUGACAGAUGCACGUAAGUGUGUAGAACCUUAGCCCGAGUUAUCCUCACUCGUCUGACUAGUUUGCUUGCCACAGCUUAACCAGCAGGAUAAUAACAGGAUCAUUUGUAAGUCAGAAACCACGCUCUGUGCCAUCACCAGUUAGUGAAAGAACUCUAAAAGAUCCUGUUGGGUGCUGGGACUUCAUUUCAGAUCAAACAGGAGUAAUCUCUUUGAGGAAAAAUAGCUUUAUUACUACAACUUUGUUACUUGAUUACUGCGGGAAGCUGGAGCCUGGUUUCCCAGCUGACUGUGCAGGCACAGUUAUCAUAGGAAUAUUGCAAAUACAAGUUCCUAGCUUUAGUUUGCAAGGUGCAAGUAAUCAGGUGGUGACUCUAAGCAAUACAGCGGCAUCUCAGUAGGUCAUGUUUUUGUGGAUUCAGUAACUUUUCUUCUGUGUUGAUCCCGUAUAACCAGCACAGAUAUAGAAUUGCCAUGUAGGGGCACGAAUCUUGAGACAGCCUGUGCCCUGUCCAGUAAAUGUGGUCCACAGGGCACUGUUACGUGCUUGGAAAUGAUGUUACCAUGUAAAAGAACACAGGAAUAUGUUAGUACUGGUGGAAGUUGCAACUUCACAAGUUACAAAGAAUGUAACUGGAACCCCUCCCUGUGUCACGGAAAUCUCUAAGGCGCCAGAGAAUAGCUUUCCAGCUCAGUAACACUGUUAGUAAAAUGUCUGAAAGAUACUGUUUAAUUUCCAUUAUACGGUUUCUCUUACUUCACCUCUUGAAGUUAAAUUUUCUGUUCGUCUCCAGAGACAGCAGGAUCGAACAGGCUGCUCGGUUUGUUCCAGGAGCAGGUCUCGGAGAGCAUGCUUUGUACAGGACCCCGCAGAAGGCUGCCUAGCUGCUCUAGGUUAUAGAGGAAAGUUGGCGUUUAGUUAGCAUGUUGAACCCCGUGACUAGACUCGAUGCUUUGUGAAUGUUAAUCAUAGGGAGGUAGGGAUCAUUUCUCUCUUACAAAAAAUAAUAGUGCGUGCUCACUGCUCUUAACUCCUGAAAAAAGGCUCACGAAAUAGAAACAAGCGGUUUCACAGAAGAAACUUGGUUUCAGGUUUUCUGAGGCUUUGCAGGUGUCUGAUCUCAGCCUCUGGCUUCCCCGCAGUGCUUUGUUGUUUGGGGUUUUUAAUACUGUUUAAUUAGUAAGCAACCUAUUUCCGACUUUGGUUUUCUCGCAGCAAAAUACAGGAUUAAGGGAUAGAUGAUGGUGACCGUGGUCAGUGAGUGGACCGAACAGAAAGGAAGUUGGAGGAACGCAAUGUGUGCCUGUUUUUGCAGGAGAAAAGCAUCACUUGCUCUUAGUUUUAGCCUGACAUUUAUUCUAAUCCAUUGCCCCCAGGAAAGCCUGAAUCCAAUCUUUUUAGAGUCUGUGUGAUAAAAAGGACAGUGGCACGCACUUACAGUGCCCUUGCUCUCUUCGUGCCAUCCUAUACUGUGAGAAAGCUGACCAGAGUUAAUUCUUUGCAGGAGAGUGCUUUCUAGACCGAAUUAACUCUCCAGUAUUUUUCAGCAUACACUCUGCCAUCCCUAGAGAGCAUAGGAUGAGUUGCUCUAAGCGUUCUUAGAUAUGAGUCUCCCGUUAUGUGAUAAGAUGGGAGAGGAAAAUAGCUGCGAAGCCAAGUUCAUCUAGGAAGGCAGGCACACUGCAGAGCUCCGUUGCCUUGUGGAUGCAGCAGGCUCUUUUCCCUUGAGGUACCCAUUGGCAGAGAUCCCAAUUCUCUCCAACGGGCUGUAGUUCAAAGCGUAGUGAAGUCAGCACAGAAAAUUCCAUAUUCCUCAGUGGGCUUUGGAUCGGGCACUUGCAGGGAUGAGAAAAACUGUUUUAAUUCCUAGCGUCUGGUAAACAUUUCAAAGUCAGAGGGCUCCACUUGAUUUAAAAAAAAAAAAGAGCUAAUCUUAACCCUCUGGUCACUGCAGGCGUGUGUUCCGUGUGACUGUCAGAUACACGCUCGGUACGUACAGUAUCUAAUGUGUCAGUGUCGUUUGCUUCAAGCGCUGUUCUGACGUUCAUUCUAAUUUGUUUCUCCAAGACUUAUUCUAACCUUACGAACUAUUCUGUUUGACCUAGCAGUGGGGUUUUUUCCCAAAUUAUUUUUGCAAAGCAAUGUUUGUCAUCUUUCUGCGGCUUAUUCUCCCAUCGCCUCCAGUAGCAUAGACCAAACACUAAUUCUACUCAAUUCUAAUGGUAUAUUCUUGAGAAUUUUUUACUUAUCUAGGAGUUAGAACAAGGAGCUCUCUGUCAGUAGGGAAGAAGAUACUCAGUUUCACCAUUUGCUCAAUGUUACUUUCCAGUCCUCAAACCCACAAAACAUCUCAUUUUGAAAUGCCGGUACUUUGAGAGAUGCUUUUCCAGAUUAUUUUUUGAGAUUAAGACUAUUGUUUAUCUGUUCAUUUAACUGUAUUUUUCUUUCUUUUGAACCUUGUGCAGUUACAUUUCUAGACCUGAAUUUUCAAAAAUUACCAUUGUUUUUUUCACACUGCCUUAAAAUGUGAAUAAGAAUUUAAAUUUGUCCCACAAAAGACGCUGCGGACCAGCCUGAUUUUCAGAAAAUCUACAGGCACUUUUAAGACAUCUCAAAUUUCAGCUGCAAAAUUAAAGUUCUAGCUGCCUUUAAAAUGAGAGAGUUUAAUUAAGUUAAGCUAGAGGGUAUAGGGAUAGUCUUCUAGAAGUUCUGAGAAUCCUCUGAAAAAGUCCUAGGAUGGAACAUGUGAUGGUGCGACGUGGGUGGUGUAAUGCGUUGUAUCAGUAACCGUUUGCCUGCGCUGCCUAAAUCCUUUCUGACUUUGCCUCUUAGGAGCAAGACGGAGCCUCUUCACCAUGUCACCAUAUGCUCCCUAAAUACACGGUCACUCUCAAACGUACCCGCGCAUGCUUGUGUGUGUGUUCUUGGGUAGUCUGUUGGACUACGAGACACCAGAUAGCUGAUUUUGGAUGAGCACGUGAGAAGAAUGGUUAGGAUGGGGAUUUCAGUGCAGUUCCGUGGAGGGAUGUGGCAUCGUUGAGUGUUGUGCUAUGGCUGUUAGAGAGGAAGGGAGAGUGAAGUGUGAAGAGCAUACCAUCUGACUCCCAGAAUUUCUGGUGGGUCAUAGAAGGUACAAGUUGUUUCAUGGCUUGGGAAAGUACAGAGGCGUUGAGAAGCAAGCCCAGAGUCAGCCCUCUAAGAAGGUUUUCUAGAACGGCUGAUGAGCUGUUUCUGAAAGUAGGCGAUGAAACUGGAUGGAGUGAAAGUCCAGCGUGUGGGGAGAGGGGCGCAUAUGGGACAUGCGUGCCUGCACCCUUGCGGACAGCAAAGGACGUCAGCUGGAGAGCCCUUACUGUCAUCCUGAGUGACGUUCCUCCUGAGAGUGCAGCCUGGGGUGGAUCUGAGAAGACGAGGGGGGGAGAAAGUGCAGAGCUUGCUGCCUUUGCCAGGUUCCCCUUCCUGUGCCUGAGACGGUCACGGAAAUGCAAAGGCGACAAAGAUUUCCCGGUUCUUCCUGUGCUGCAGCAAGGCAGCUGUACUCAGCAGAGCGAUUUUUGACUUAUGCACGUUGUCCAGUUUCCUCUGUGAGACACAUUCUCUUUGAGUUUUAGCAGGUUUUCUUUUUGUAAUUUGAAGUUGUUUUUUACAGGUUUUCUCUGUGAAUUUUCUUGCUUUGUACAUGCAACCAGUUAGGCGCAGGUUUUAUGUCCAAACCAGAUACGUGCACGCUGGCAGAAUGGUUGGCUCUUCCCUGUUUGAUUCCUGACCUGGCACUCUUCAAAAUCUACCUUUUUGCUUCACUGAUUUUUUCCCUUGGCAACAAAUAUAGGAGCAUUGGCUCAUCUGGUGGUGGCUUGUACCUCCCUCAUCUUUCUGUGCUUAUGGUACCGGGUCUUCCAGCGGGAAGCGUCUGACGGGCCCAGCUGCUUGCGAAGCUGUGCCUUGUGUCUGUAUGGGGUGAGGUUAUGCAUUUUCCUGUCAGAAGAGGGCUUUUGCCCAAAAAGACUCAGGGCACUGAGCAUUAAGAUGUUUUUAAACCCAGCAAUAACUUCUACUAUGCUAGACUGUAUUGGUUUUUACCAACUCCAGUGCCAUUUAGACUCACCAGUAUGGUGUAGAAUCAAGCUUCUAACUGAACUGCAGUUAACGUCCUUCUCAGCUGAUGGUCUCUACAUUUUUAACUCGCACGCGUGCCAAGUUCCACUGGGCAGUGCUGGACACAGUGUUUUUAUUGAUUGUCGGUCCAGGCUUGGGUUUGUCGUAUGAGAUAAUCACCUCUAACUCAAGUUAGUAACGUCACGUACUUCUAGUUUUCUCUAUCGGGUACAGAUGUUACAUCGUAAUCUAAUUUAUACAAAGAGCACAUUAGAAUGUAUAUACUAGGCAUUGCCAGAUUUGGACAUGCUAAUAUUUAAAGAUUAACAUUAUUAAAAUGUAUGAUGCAAAAAUCUGUGUAAUAUUUCUAAUAAAUCUUUUUCUGUUUCUGA
Phalacrocorax carbo (great cormorant) is the source of this 8279-nucleotide messenger RNA. The record is from RefSeq and is a predicted model, not a curated record. Lineage: Eukaryota; Metazoa; Chordata; Aves; Suliformes; Phalacrocoracidae.